Molecule: messenger RNA, 1728 nt
Organism: Colletotrichum spaethianum
Lineage: Eukaryota; Fungi; Ascomycota; Sordariomycetes; Glomerellales; Glomerellaceae
Product: histone acetyltransferase rtt109
Exons: 2
Coding region: 1-1728 (575 amino acids)
Biological process (GO): DNA damage response
Cellular component (GO): nucleus
Molecular function (GO): histone H3K56 acetyltransferase activity
Source: RefSeq, a predicted model, not a curated record
AUGGCGACUCCCAGUAGGGCCAAGACCACGGCCCAGAGCAGCGCCCUCCUCCUGGACAAGCUGUCGGCCGUCCUGCCCAAGGGCUACCGCUUCGGCAUCUACCACCUCUCGACUCCGCCCAUCAAAACGGAUGCCCUGUACUCAGCACCGCCCGACGAACGCGAGGAUAAGACGUACUGCGAAAGGCAUUUCCUCGCCGUCUCAAUUGACGUCCCGUCCAACACCACCCAAGCCAGCAAACCACCGAAGGACGAUGCCUCGAGGCCGGUCCUCAUCCUCGCCCUCGAGAUCUUCAUCUACACCACGGCAUACUCCAGCACCUUCUUCGUCGCAAAGGCCGAUUCGACGGGCUACCUGAAGCUUCUCAACCUUCCCAAAGGCACCGCGUCGCCCAUCAAAGAAGUCAGCAGUGUAUUCGUCUCCUACCUCGUCGAGCAGCGCAGCCGCAAGGGCAUCCAGUCGGUGGUCAGCCUCUUCGCCCGGGCCCAGGACCAAUACCUCUUCCCCGGGAGCGUCGAGUACAGCGGCAAGCACGUUCUCGACGACAGAGGACUCGUAAAGUGGUGGUGCAAGGUCCUCGACCCCUCCUGGAGAACCCCCCUCGUCAAAGGAUACCUUGUGAUUCCCGGGCUCGACAACUACGAAACCAAAGCCUUCUUACCAAAGCCUCCAAAAAGCGCCGCCAACUGGGUGCUGGGACAUGCGCUGGAGAAGAUUUCGCAUUACAGCAAAGAGUACGAUUGGGUGCCCGCGCGAUGCCUGAUUCCCCGCUUCCCAGAUGACCCCAAGUCGCGAUUCCGAGACGAAUUGGACGAAGAAACCGGAAAGUCAAAGCAGCUAAAGACCACGGGCCAGUGGAAAAGUGUAAAGAGCUUGGACACUUUUUGGGAGAUGAUGGCGUACAGGCAGGAAUGCUCCAGCGGGCGCCUGACUGGCUUCAUCUGGGUCGUCUUUGAUCCAGAGACGGAGCAACCGCCUCGGGACGGCGCUUCGACGGCUUUGCCGACGCCAAACCCUUCGUUUAAGGCGUCGAACCCGCCAGUGACGCCAACCAAGCCAAAGGCUGCCCGACCGGCGACGCCCAUGUCCACGCCACGCAAGCUGUUCCCUCAGGCGUCGUCUGGUACGCCGUCCAAGACGAAGCUGGAGAAGCUAGAGCGGAAAAACAAGAAGAAGAAGAAGAAGAAGCUAACGGGUAUCAUUAAACCUCGCCAACCGCGCAUCAAGACCCAGCAGCGCAACUACCUGUUGGACAAGCCCAUUUCCACUGCCUACUACUAUUGGCCGGCUGAAGGCAGGGGUCGCAAGAUUGUCGACGAGAACGAUUACAAGCGGGUCAAUGAGCUUCUUCUGCGCUUGGACUUUGCAAACCUCGACAUUGCAACCAGUGGCACCAGGCGAUGGAUCAGCGAAGUGGGCAUGGGCGACUCGUGGGGUUUGGAGGUUACGGGCACAAGGGAGACGCCGGCGCCCUCAUCGGACGAGUCGUCAUCUGGGACCGUGAAUAAUCUAGCAGGUCUUGUUAAGCGCAAACGCCCUGAAGAGUCUGCGAUCGAUGGGUCAGGUGAGCCGGCACACAAGGUUAACGUCCUUGGCACGGGCCUCAUCCGAAGGAAGUCCAAAGAAGAGACCGCGGGUCGUGUCGACGCCGAAAAGGCAAACAAUGGGGAACCUUUAAAAGCGAAUGUCCUAGGCGCGGGGUUGGUCCGCAAGAAACGUGACACGUGA